Messenger RNA from Perkinsus marinus ATCC 50983, 2308 nucleotides. Its product is annotated as Ribosome biogenesis protein BOP1, putative. Bases 1 to 2223 code for a protein of 740 amino acids. Gene Ontology annotation, biological process: ribosome biogenesis; maturation of LSU-rRNA from tricistronic rRNA transcript (SSU-rRNA, 5.8S rRNA, LSU-rRNA). Gene Ontology annotation, cellular component: PeBoW complex; preribosome, large subunit precursor. Gene Ontology annotation, molecular function: protein binding; ribonucleoprotein complex binding. The transcript has 18 exons. The record is from RefSeq and is a predicted model, not a curated record. NCBI's taxonomy places the organism in Eukaryota, Perkinsozoa, Perkinsida, Perkinsidae.
AUGCCUUCUGCAAAGAAGACUCGCCAAGUGUUGGCCGAGGCUUCCAAGCCUGUCAAUGAGGAGGAUGCGGCCCUGCAAGAGAUCGAAGACUCUAAGGCACUUCCCGGCUUCGAGAUUGGCGAGGACGUUGUUGAUAAUGCAAGUACGCAUGGCAGUACCGAUGAUGAUGAGGGGGAGGAGGAAUCUUCCGAAACUGACGAUGACGACUACGACUCGGACGACUCGGAUGAUGAGUACACUCGCAACCGUAUUGGUAAAGUGCCCUUGAAAUGGUAUCUCGACAACCACGACCACAUCGGCUAUGAUAUUUCUGGCAAAAAAAUUGCCCGCACUGUGAAGACUUCCGAGAUAGACACUUUACUCAGAGCGGCCGAGGAUCCGGAUGCCUGGCGUACCAUCACUGACAUCAAGAAUGACAGGGAAAUCAAACUCACCGACACCGACCUUAGAAUAAUACAACGCAUACGGAAGGGCUUCUUCCCUACUGGUCGUGGCGACGGUGAUGAGGAUGAGGAAUUCCAGGUCGAGUACGAAGAUCGCAUCGAGGACAAGAUUCAUCCGCUGAGAACCCGUUACCCGUCGAAGAAGUCCUUCAUGCCAGACCAGGACGAGGCUCGGACGGUCAAGAGGUUGAUAAAGCUGAUAAGGGCUGGUAUCAUCAAGCCUAAGGAGGAGAAGCCUGGAAAGGAGGAGGAAGAGGAAGUGUUUGACGCUUGGGCUGACGAGGAAGAGGGAGAUGAGGGUAGAAAGCUGAAGGGCCCAGCGCCAAUACCGGCACCGAAACAGGCCUUGCCUACUCAUGGUGAGAGUUAUAACCCUCCUGAGGAGUACCUCUUUGAUGACGCGGAGAAGGCUGAAUGGGAGGCUGGUGAUGAUAGCAUAAGGAAGCAGAACUACAUGCCGCAGAAGUUCGCAUGUUUACGGCAUGUUCCCUUCUAUCGAGACUUCCUCAAAGAGCGGUUCGAGCGAUGCCUUGACCUCUAUCUUUGCCCUCGAGUAGUGAAAAAGAAGAUGAACGUUGAUCCGUUGUCGUUGUUGCCGCAAUUGCCCUCGCCCUCCGACCUCCGACCUUUCCCGACUACUGUGGGGGUCGAUUUCAAGGGCCACAGUGAAAAGGUCACUGAUAGCAGCUUCAAUGUCACUGGGGAACUGUUGGCGACGUGCGCUGCUGAUGGUUUGAGGCUAUGGGACACACUGAGUGGAUGCUGCCUCUUGCACAGGGGUCCGAAUAAGGCUGUGGUGAAGCAGAAGAAUGACAAUGCAGAGUUGGUUGAGGCUGAGGUCGACGUGUCACCACUGUGUGUGGCGUGGCAUCCUAAAUACUCCGACAUCUUGGCUGUGGGCACUAACAAUGGAACGGUAGAGCUACUGCGGCCGCAGUGUGUGAAGGCAGCGCCGGCGGCAGAGGAGGAGGAAGAGGAAGCUGAAGAUGCUCCCGGUGAUGAGGAGUCCGAGUCAAGACGAUCCAACGCUAGUGUGGAGCUUCUAGCACCGGUCGAGGAUGGGGAUUGGGAGGCAGUCACUGAUGCGCCGGGUUUCGAGGGGCUUCUGAUUAGGGCUGAUGAGCGUGCUGAUAUCACUAAGCUAACGUGGCAUCCCAGGGGAUGGUAUUUAUCACAUGUGGCGCCCAAUGCUGUCCAAGUGAGGUCUCAAUGUGUGAUACAUAACCUGAGGUCCCAGAAGACUAUCCGACCGUUUAGCAAGUCGAAGGGAGGGAAGAUACAGGCAUCGACUUUCCACCCACGAAAACCGCAGUUUUAUAUCUGCACUCAGAAGAAUGUUCGGUUAUGUGACUUGAAAGCUCAGUCACUGGUGCGCACCUAUGUCUCGGGGGCGCAGCAUAUCAUGGCUAUUUCGGUCUUCCCUGGUACUGGUGAGCACUUGACCAUAGUUAGUCAGGACCGAAGGCUGUGUUGGUUCGAUAACGAGCUUGGCAACAAGCCUUGGAAGACCUGGCGGUACCACAAGCGAGUGGUACGGGAUGUUGAGUUUCAUCCUUUGGCCGCUGGGAGGCUCCCUCUGAUGGCGACUUGUUCUGAUGAUGGCAGUGCUCAUAUAUUCCACGCGAAGGUGUACAAUGAUGCUAUGUCGAAUCCGCUGGUAGUGCCAGUGAAGAAGCUACGCCCUAAGGAUGGUGGCAGAAUCCUAUCUUGUUCGUGGCACCCUCAUCAACCUUGGGUCCUCCUCACGAUGGGAGAUGGCCGUGUUCAGCUGUGGGUUUGAGCUGAAGUGGUUUACUGUGGCUCUCACUAAAAUGUACUUUAAGAACUGUCCAAACGUUUCUCUACCAACAUUACACGUUAUUAUU